CGGGCCGUUGGCUCCACCACUUCCGGGGCCUCACGGAGGAAGUACGCCUGCGCGCCGCCUCUCCUGGGCUGUGACUCAAGCCGGCGAGUUGGCCUUGAACCAAUGAAAAGGUAGCGCCUCUCUGACUCAGGCCAAUCAGCUUUCGGCUGAGAGGGUUUAACUCCUAUUUAAAAUGAAGACUUUGCGUCCUAACGGCUGAGCCCUCUGGAGGAAGCGCUGUCUUCGAGUCGAGGUGAGAACCCCUAGGCAUCAUGGACAAAUGUAAAGAAAACUGCAUUUCGGGGCUUAAGACCACAGUUCCACCCGGCGAUGGUCCAAAACGGGUUCCAGUGACCCAGCACUUUCCAGCGCAGCAUCCGCCGUCUGCAAACAGCGGCCAGGCUCAGCGGGUCUUAUGUCCUUCGAAUUCCUCACAGCGCCUGCCUUCGCACGCGCAGAAGCUCGUCUCCAGCCAUAAACCAGUUCAGAAUCUGAAGCAGAAGCAGUUGCAGGCAACCGGUGGCCCUCGUCCUGUCUCCAGGCCUCUGAGUAACACCCAGCAGAGUGAGCAGCCCCAGCCGGCAGUGCCUGGAAAUAAUCCUGAAAAGGAAGCGGCAUCAAAACAGAAAAAUGAAGAAUCAAAAAAAAGGCAAUGGGCUUUGGAAGAUUUUGAAAUUGGCCGCCCGCUGGGUAAAGGAAAGUUUGGUAAUGUUUAUUUAGCAAGAGAAAAACAAAGCAAGUUUAUCCUGGCUCUUAAAGUAUUGUUUAAAACUCAGCUGGAGAAGGCAGGAGUUGAACAUCAGCUGAGAAGAGAAGUAGAAAUACAGUCCCACCUUAGGCAUCCAAAUAUUCUCAGACUGUAUGGUUAUUUCCAUGAUGCUACCAGAGUUUACCUAAUCCUGGAAUACGCACCUCUCGGAGCUGUCUAUAGAGAACUUCAGAAACUGUCAAAGUUUGAUGAGCAGAGAACUGCUACUUAUAUCACAGAGUUGGCAAAUGCCCUAUCUUACUGUCACUCAAAGAGAGUUAUUCACAGAGACAUUAAGCCAGAGAACCUGCUCCUUGGAUCCGCUGGAGAGCUUAAGAUUGCCGAUUUUGGGUGGUCGGUCCAUGCCCCAUCCUCCAGGAGAACCACCCUCUGCGGCACCCUGGACUACUUGCCCCCCGAGAUGAUCGAAGGCCGGAUGCAUGACGAGAAGGUGGAUCUCUGGAGCUUGGGGGUGCUUUGCUAUGAAUUCCUGGUUGGGAAGCCCCCCUUUGAGGCAACCACGUACCAAGAGACCUACAAAAGGAUAUCCCGGGUGGAAUUCACCUUCCCUGACUUUGUGCCCGAGGGAGCCAGGGACCUCAUUUCAAGACUGUUGAAGCACAAUCCCAGCCACAGGCCCACCCUCAAGGAGGUGCUCGAACACCCCUGGAUCACCGCCAAUUCCAAACCAGCAAGUAGUCACAAAAAAGAACCCACCAGCAAACAACCCUAAGAACCUUUGCGGGUAGAACUCCUGAGCCAGGGCCGCUGUGUAAUCUGUCUGCAAUCAGCCGCUGACCUGUCCUCUGCUGCCGGCCCACCCUCGACCUGCAGGACGUGCAGGCCCUCUGCAGUGAGCGCCGCCACGAGGGUCGCGCUACUAACGUCGCUGGUGGUCCAGUCAGUCCGGAGGCAAGGCUCAGGGGCAGCCACCCCACAGCCUGUUGUGAGUACAGCGUCCUCGUGGAAGAGGCCUCAGGGCCCGGCUGUGGGGAAGGUGGCCUCUUGGGCCCGACCAGUGGAAAAGCUGUGCAAUAACCUCCCCGUCCCUGUGUGCGUGUAACUUAUCGGGUGGCCCAGUCUGAGAAAGCUGUCAGGAUGAACACGUGACCAUUUCUUUUAAAUGUUAGAGACUUUGGUACGGACCUGUAUCUUAGCUCCCUGCCAUCCCUGCAGGAUGCUCAGCGUCUGUCCAGCACCCCGGGAGCCUGGCUGGCCGGCCCUCCUCAGCCACGCAGUGCCUGGCGAGGCAGACAGAGCACAAGUUCCUGGCUCCCCUGCUCGGGGCACAGCAUGUCUUGGCUGUUUCUAAAUGUUAAAGGUUUUUUUUCUCUCUCUCAUGAUUUUGGUGUUUGUUUAUAAUCUUUGUAAAGUACAUCACAACAUCUAUAAAAUGAUUACACUUA
This is a messenger RNA of Phacochoerus africanus (Common warthog), 2133 nucleotides long. It is a transcript of the gene AURKA, whose product is annotated as aurora kinase A. The transcript has 9 exons. Gene Ontology annotation, molecular function: ATP binding; protein kinase activity. Gene Ontology annotation, cellular component: spindle microtubule; spindle midzone; chromosome passenger complex. Bases 252 to 1460 code for a protein of 402 amino acids. The record is from RefSeq and is a predicted model, not a curated record. NCBI's taxonomy places the organism in Eukaryota, Metazoa, Chordata, Mammalia, Artiodactyla, Suidae. Gene Ontology annotation, biological process: meiotic spindle organization; protein phosphorylation; meiotic cell cycle.